Molecule: messenger RNA, 9267 nt
Organism: Talpa occidentalis (Iberian mole)
Lineage: Eukaryota; Metazoa; Chordata; Mammalia; Eulipotyphla; Talpidae
Gene: PIAS2
Product: protein inhibitor of activated STAT 2
Exons: 16
Coding region: 242-2080 (612 amino acids)
Biological process (GO): regulation of transcription by RNA polymerase II; protein sumoylation
Molecular function (GO): transcription coregulator activity; SUMO ligase activity; zinc ion binding
Source: RefSeq, a predicted model, not a curated record
AUUUCGAGGAGUUGAGGAUUAUCUUCAUCAUCUCUUUCGAUUAAUCAGCUGUCUUUGCUUCUCCCUGCACUUGAUAGAUGGUUCUGUCUCCCACAGUUCACAUUAGGUGACCAACAAAGACUCACUGGGGGAGAAUUUUCAGAGGAGGGGAUCUCCAGUACAAUGUUGAAUAGAAGCGGUGAUGGGGGCAUCCUGAUCUUGUUCCUGAUUUUAAAGGGAAUGCUUUCAGAGUUUCACAAAUAUGGUUUCUAGUUUUAGGGUUUCUGAACUACAAGUAUUACUAGGCUUUGCUGGACGGAAUAAAAGUGGACGGAAGCAUGACCUCCUGAUGAGGGCGUUGCAUUUAUUGAAGAGUGGCUGCAGCCCUGCGGUUCAGAUUAAAAUCCGAGAAUUGUAUAGACGCCGAUACCCACGGACUCUUGAAGGACUUUCUGAUUUAUCUACAAUCAAAUCAUCGGUUUUCAAUUUAGAUGGUAGCUCAUCACCUGUAGAGCCUGAGUUGGCCGUGGCUGGAAUCCACUCGUUGCCUUCCACUUCAGUUACACCUCACUCACCGUCCUCUCCUGUUGGUUCUGUGCUGCUUCAAGAUACUAAGCCCACGUUUGAGAUGCAGCAGCCAUCUCCCCCAAUUCCUCCUGUCCAUCCCGAUGUGCAGUUAAAAAACUUGCCCUUUUAUGACGUCCUUGAUGUUCUCAUCAAGCCCACAAGUUUAGUUCAAAGCAGUAUUCAACGAUUUCAAGAGAAGUUCUUUAUUUUUGCUCUGACACCUCAGCAAGUUAGAGAGAUAUGCAUAUCCAGGGAUUUUUUGCCAGGUGGUAGGAGAGAUUAUACAGUCCAAGUUCAGCUGAGGCUUUGCCUGGCAGAGACAAGUUGCCCUCAAGAAGAUAACUAUCCCAAUAGUCUGUGUAUAAAAGUAAAUGGGAAGCUGUUUCCUUUGCCUGGCUAUGCACCACCACCUAAAAAUGGAAUUGAGCAGAAGCGCCCUGGACGCCCUUUGAAUAUCACGUCUUUAGUUAGGUUAUCUUCAGCUGUGCCAAAUCAGAUUUCCAUUUCUUGGGCAUCAGAAAUUGGGAAGAAUUACUCCAUGUCUGUUUAUCUCGUACGACAGCUCACGUCAGCCAUGUUAUUACAGAGAUUAAAAAUGAAAGGUAUUAGAAACCCUGAUCAUUCCAGAGCACUAAUUAAAGAAAAACUUACUGCAGAUCCUGAUAGUGAAAUUGCUACAACUAGCCUUCGGGUAUCCUUGAUGUGCCCUUUAGGAAAAAUGAGAUUGACAAUCCCGUGCCGUGCAGUGACUUGUACACACCUGCAGUGUUUUGAUGCUGCCCUUUAUUUGCAAAUGAAUGAGAAGAAGCCCACCUGGAUUUGUCCUGUGUGUGACAAAAAAGCUGCCUAUGAAAGUCUAAUCUUAGAUGGGCUUUUUAUGGAAAUUCUCAAUGACUGUUCUGAUGUGGAUGAGAUCAAAUUCCAAGAAGAUGGUUCUUGGUGUCCAAUGAGACCGAAGAAAGAAGCUAUGAAAGUAUCCAGCCCACCAUGUACAAAAAUAGAAAGUUCAAGUGUCCUCAGUAAGCCUUGUUCCGUGACAGUAGCCAAUGAGGCAAGCAAGAAGAAAGUGGAUGUUAUUGAUCUAACAAUAGAAAGUUCUUCUGAUGAAGAGGAAGACCCUCCUGCCAAAAGAAAGUGCAUCUUUAUGUCAGAAACACAAAGCAGCCCAACCAAAGGGGUUCUCAUGUAUCAGCCAUCUUCUGUAAGGGUGCCCAGUGUGACUUCGGUUGAUCCUGCUGCUAUUCCGCCUUCAUUAACAGACUACUCAGUACCAUUCCACCACACGCCAAUAUCAAGCAUGUCAUCAGAUUUGCCAGGUUUGGAUUUUCUUUCCCUUAUUCCAGUUGAUCCCCAGUACUGUCCUCCUAUGUUUUUGGAUAGUCUCACCUCACCCUUAACCGCAAGCAGUACGUCUGUCACCACCACCAGCCCCCAUGAAAGCAGUACUCAUGUUAGUUCAUCCAGCAGCAGGAGUGAGACAGGGGUCAUAACCAGCAGUGGAAGUAGCAUUCCUGACAUCAUCUCAUUGGACUAAAGGACUCACUCGAUUCUAGGAAUCAUUCAUGAAAACUGCUCUGUCUUGGAUCUCUGGUCCGUGGAAGCUAUAUAUAUAUAUAUUUUUUGUAACAAUUGCUUUGAUAUUUAUUGAACUGUCAAAUGGAUUCUUUUGCUUUCUGAGAAAUGAACACAGAUGACUGCAGCAAGAACCAAGUGACAUGCGAGGAUUUUUCUUAUUCAAGCUGUACUCUGUGCAUCAGAUAUAUUCAGCCAUAACUGUUAUCUUCUUGAGAAAUGGAUUUCAAUUUCAUGUUCCUGAAUGGAUUCUACCAAUCAGUUUUUUUUUUGUUGUAAUAAACAGCAAUAAAAUUAUGUAAAUAUUCAAGUAAACUUUUUUCUAAUGAAAAAGAUGUAACAAAUGAUUCUAAAAUGACAGCAACUUCUCUUAAGCUGAUGUGAAGGAAAAAUUCAUGGAAAGAAGUUAUGUUUGCUGAUGAGUUCUUUCCACGGAGAUUUGUUCUAUUUCAUCGACGUAAUGAAGUCUUCAUAAGUGGCCAAAACUUGGGUUGUUCUUCUUCCUGCAGUUCUACUUUUCUUCCUGAUCCCAUCAGAGAAAAAUGGCUUUCGUGUUAACAUUUUUCCCUGGUUGUCAUUUAUCCUUUGACAUUGUUUGCUAAUGAAUGUGGAGUUAAGUUCUGGGAUUUGGCUGCUGUGUGUUGGUGAUUGUGUUGAAGAACACUAUGCAGAUUCUACCCUGACUAUGUUAUUUUUGGUAAUUGUAUAUUCUCACUCUAGAGAUUUCUAUAGCUUGGGCUUGCCUUCUCAAAAAGGUUCUAUGCAGCCAUCAAGUGGAAUGUUUUUGGUAUGUUCUGGCUGGAAUAUUCAUUAGAAUUUUGUUGGUGCUGUCCAGAAAUAACGAGAGCUUGGAGGCAGUGGAAGAACAGAUUUAGGCGAGAUGGAAAUAACAAAAGUUCAGUUUCUUCCUAACAGCUAUUUUGCUUAUUUAUUUUAGAGAAUAAAUUUGAGUCUUUGUUGAAAAAGACUCAAAUUACUUUAAGUCUUUUCGGGUCUUAGUAACCUGACAGAGUGUUAGGUCUUGGCCAUACUUCCCACCAAUGUAAUUUCAGUCUCAGAACAAGGAUUUUCAAAAUUGAAAAGCAAACAGUAGGAAGGGAUAGGGAAAGCAUCAGACUUUCCACUUUUUUAAAGGAAAUCUUCCCCCCGACACCAUGAAAAAAAUAGAGUUAACAGUGUUAAGUAAGAAAGUGUGGAGGAGGAUGGACUUAAAACCCACUUUGAAACCUAUUCUCCUAUAGUUUGACUUUAAAUCCUUUAGGAAACUGAGUUAUUUCCUUAGAUUUCAUCCAAAUUUUACAUAUUGCUGCAUUUGGCCUCCUGUUCAAGGAGUUAGUAUGUUUCCAGUGUUUAGCUUGCUCUACUUAAGAUGUAUCCACCUUAAAAAAUAAACUGACUGAUUGAUUUUUCAAACUGAAGUGCCGGUACUAGGACUCUGCCAGAUGCAGCUAGAAUAGGGCCGUGCUACUAGCAUCGGUGCACUGCCAUGGGACUGAGUAGUUGCUGCUUGUUUUUGUUUUUUGGGGUUUUUUUUUUUUUUUUUUUUGUUUUUUUUUUUUUGACACCAUCUCAUGUUUUCCUGAUCUCUGCCCUCCUUUUGAACUGAUUCAAUUUCAUGUGAUUUUUCAUCCAUUCUUUGACUUAUCAUCCCUUUAAUGUAUUGCCCUUUUUGGAGAGCUGUUUAUCAUUAAAGAUGUGGAACACAAACCUUGCCGUAGCUGCACCAUAGUUGCCAGUUUUACCUUCUUAGCCAUUAGAUUUCCAAAUCAUGUUACAGUUUUUGGUCCAAUUAUAGAGUUUCUUUUUAGUAAAAUUUUAUGUUGCUGCUCUAAAUACACAUGCAAUUUGUGUUAACUCUGUAAUCAGAAAAAGUAACCUGAUUUGUGUGAUAUAAUUUGUUAAUAAAGAAAUGUUGUAUAUUUGUUAUCACUUUGUUACCCAUUAGAUUCUCAGAUACCCCUCUUCCAACAAAGUUUUAUAAGGUAAAUGAAAAUAUUGAUAGAAAUUAGUUUAUUUACUUGGAGCUUAUAACUGUUACCUCUGUGCUUUUAUAGUACUUUUCUUUCUCACUAUUGUGUGUGAACAGUUUUAGUGUUCGUUUUUGUGCUUUACAUUGAAAUUACAUGUACUUUUUAAAUUUAUCUCAUACAGGCAACUAGCGUUUUAAAAAAUUCACUUUUAAGUUCAUAAUCCUUAAGGUUGGGGCUUACUUUGUGUCUUUGAAGGUGAGUGAUUUUCUUUAUGCCUUUAGCCUUAUGACAACAGCAUGAUUAUUAAGCCAUUUCCUUUCUUUUAGUACAAAUGACUAGAAGUGUUUUUACCAAGAAUCUGAUUUAGUGAUUUAUGUUGCUAACUCAAAUUCCUCCUUACCUAAGUUCAAUACAGCUUCAGACGAGGUCAUCUUAGCUGUUACUUAGAUGUCAGUCAGCCAACCAGUGAUUUCAUGGAACUUGUUUAAGGAAAGGAAUUGGAGCUACUCGUCUUAUGCUUAGCCACUUAACCAAUGUAUUUUUACCUUUAUUCACACUUAAAUAUUAAGGGCUUUGUUGUUUUGGUAACUCCUGACAAUGUAAUUGGUGCUGAAUACAGAUUCACGCCUAAGGUCUGUUUAUAUUCACUACUGCCCUUAGUUAGCCCCUUGGGUAUUUCAUUUCCAUUUCUGCCCAGAAGGACAGAUGUCUUGACAUGUUACAAAAUAAUUAUAAAGGCCAAAUGAAACAUAGAGGUAAGUUUAGAUAUGUGGCAUUUAUCUGAAAAUGUGUUUCAGAAAACUGGAAUGAAAACCAUGAUUAAGCGAGAGACUGAGUACAAAUAAGUUGAUCCACAACUCCGUGGAAAACCAAGUUUCCCUAGGGUAGACUUAAUUUGAAGAAAGGCAAACUUGGAUUUUAGGUGAAGUGGUGGUUUAACAGACUAUUCUGACUUUAAAAUUCAAACCUUUCAGACUUUUGCUUUGGCCAGUCCUGGACAUUUGUCAUUUCGUAAUCAGGUUGUCUGUUUUUCUUCAAUAAAGUAUCCAUUAGUUACCUUUUGUCUUGAUUUUAUAUGAAGCAUUAGUUUAAUUCUCAGGUAUGCCUUUCUUUUCCCUCUAGUCUCCAAUUGGUUGACAGCACUUAGCUGUCUCUGUCUGUGUGUACUUAUACAGGAACACUUCCCCUGUAUUUUUCAUCUUGGAACAUACAGAGCAGCGUGCCAUUUCAACCUGGGUCUGACAUACUCUUGUGGCCCUGGACCCAUGUGUGCGGGAGCUUGGAGUUGUCGUUUGGAUUGGUGAUUAUUGUUAAUUCAAUCUGAUUCACAUCAAUACUGUGAAACUUGUGGAAAAGGCUUUUAGGAAUUUCUUUGCCUUUUUAAAGAGUCUGAUGCUCCUGUCAAAUAAAUGAAUGGUUUGUAAGUCCCCUUUGUUGCUGUCAGGAACCAUACCCCAAUUCCUGGCACACACAAAUAAAACUAUGUAAGAAAUGCCCAUUCUUCUUUAAAGUUUGCUUGAUUCAGUGUUGUUUUUUUUCCCUGUUAAUGUCAGAAACAUAUGCUUAUUGUGGGAAAAUUAUACAAUACAGAAAAGGAAAAGUAUUAAUUACCUGUAAUUCUAAUACCCAGGAGGGAAAAAGCACUGUCCUGUUCUUUUCAUAUUUCUAGUGGUCUCUCUGCCACUGGUGCAUGUUUUUACAUCGCUUCAUUCAUUCACAAUAUAAUUCAUAUCUUUGUUUUUUCCCCCCCAAUCUACAGGUGUUAUUCCAUGUCAUUAAAAAUUAUGUCAAUCUUUAUUAAUUGCAUGGCAUUCCAUUGUAUGGACGUGCCAUGAUUUGUUACCUCCUUUCUUCACUGGGCGUUUUAGAUUGCUUCUCAUAAUAUUACAAGUGAAUGUCUUUGUGCAUAAAUUAGUCCUUAGGAUAAAUUCUUAAAGUGGAGUUUCUAGGUCAAGUAUGAACACUUACAGUUCUUGAUUCACCCCACAUUUCCCAAGUGAUUUGUUAAUUUAUAUUCCAGCCAUUUGGUCUGAGAAGAACUGCCUAAUAUUUUCCAAGAAAAGGCACCGAUGAUCUCUAUGCAGACAUCUGCACAAAGACCCCCUUCUGUCCCUGAUGAGCUGGGCUAACUGAUUUGCUGGUAGUCGGCAGAGAUUCCUGGAUUGUCUCAGGAACGUAUUUAAGCUGUUUCUGAAACACCUGUAUAUGGCUAUCCGAAUGAUUUUUCACAUAGAUUUACUUGCUCUGUGAAAUAGCCUGAUGUCAGACUACAUCUUCCAUUGUUAGAAAAAUCUUUAAAACCAUUUGUGCCUAGAACCAGCCCUUAGUAGCCAGCUGUCUUUUUUCCUCUUCCUGUAGGCUCCAAUUUGACAUUUCUGAGCUUCCCAAAGCCAGUAGGAUCUCCCGAGCCAAAGACAGUCCAAUCCAAAGUGGAAAAGUGGUAAGGCUGAAUAAAACAAAAGAAGGGCCAACCUUUGCUUGUUUCACCUGGUGGUAUUUCAUGUUUGCAGUUGGAUCAUGGUGUUCUAAGCGUGGUUGUGGGGAAAGAAAAACAUUGCAUUCAUGUGUAAAAUGUAUUUCCUUGAUUGACAUACCAUAGUCAUUUUCCAAACCGCUUUUUUAAUUUCAGAAUGGCUUUUAAAAUUUAUUUUGUGUUCUCCGAGCUUCACUCUUAAGAGUGUUGUGUUAUAAAAUAGGAUAUACCUCUUACUUUGGCCUUCAGUCUAUUCAGCAAAUAUUUGCUAUCUUGUAAGUGUGUGUGGUAUAGAAUAGUAUGAAAGAUGUGAUUUCAGACUACAAAGGGCUUAAAUCAAAAUUUCAAAAUCAAGACUUCUUACCUCCUAAGCAACACUGGGCUAAUCACAUAAAUUUCCCAUUCCUUACAACAGCCCUUUGAAAGAAAGUGGUAUUGUCCCUAUUUUACAAGUGAAAAAACUGGUUUAGAUAAGUCUUGCAAUGGACUUGGGAAUCUGAAAUAGACUACCUCAAAAUCCCUCCAGUUAAAUAAAAGGCGACACUAAUUGACUAGGCUAUUUAAGAGACUGAUAGGGAAUCUAAAAAUUAUGAGAACUGAUUUCAGAGAGCCACGGGAAUAAGGAAGAGGGAUAGUGAGCCAUUUCAAAGGAAGUUUCAAGAUUUAGUGUCUGAUACAGGAGUCAGUGCUGAGGGCAUUUCCCAAACCUAGGUAACCAGGAUAAUGGUGCUACUUAAAGGGACAGGAGUCAGAAUGGAGAUUAGUUGGGGAAACUGGUGAGUAGUGAGUUAAGUGUGAGAUUUCAGAAAUGAAGUGGCUUUUUUGCAGUUUUUUUUAAGGAGUGCAGACUUAACCUUGUCCAUUAUUUUCACCAUCACUUCUCUGUUCUGUACACAUUCAAGUCCCACUUGCCCAUCCACCCAGCCCUUCUGCUCCCUAAACCAUGCUUGCUUGCAUCUCAGCCUUUGUUUCCCUCGUCACUGCCUUGACUGAAGUUGUGCCGUUCCCUUCGGUUCUCAUGGGUGUGGGCUGUGUUCUUGUUCCAUGUAUCUCAAGAGUUGCUGCCUUCCUCUGGUCAUUUCUAAAUAAUUUGUCCCCAGGCCUCUGACAAACAUCUGUCCCACUGCUGCACAUGCCAAGAGAUUAUGCUCUCAGCUACUUCUGCUCCUGUCAAGUAACUGAUCACUUCUUUUGAUUUGCUGAAGGCUUCACUUCCUGACUCUGUGUCCCCUGCCAUCUUGAAUUCCAUUGACCUGCAUCUCUUCUGUGCUCUUACAGGUUAUCCACCCAGCUGCCAAGCAUGCGUGUGAAAUUAUGGUUACUGCAACAUUUUCUUCCUCUAGAACUCCCUACCACUGCAUAAUUCCUUCUGUUUUUCUCUGUACUUCGUGCCCAGCAUAGACAGCUUUGCACAUACGCUCAGACCCCUUUUCUAAGUCACCUGUCAGUCCUCUAGCAUCACAUGGUUCUUUUGUCCAUCUUCAUCAGUUAUCACAGAUACGACCACUCCUUGUCAGACCACUCCCUUCUCAGCAAAGGACCUUCCUGAUUGAACCAGAAGACAGUACAUAAGCUUUUCUCUGCUGUGCUGCCUGCAUCCUUGCCUCGUUAUUACAGCCUGGGAGGACCAGGUAGACCUGAGGGCCAGUUCAGCCAUAUGGGCUUUUGACUCCUGCCAUUCUCAGGGCCUUCUCCAUCAGACUUUCUCGCUUCCCUUCAUGCUUUUCACCUCUCUGCUGGGUUUCUUUUUUCUUUUUUUGGCUUAUAGUUUCACAUAUCAAAUAUUUGAGAUCCGUUAGGGGCCCAGCAUUGUCAGACACUCAGAACAUGAGCUAGAUAGGUGUCUACCUUCACCAAAGUUGUAUUUUAGCAGAAUAUAGAGAUUUGUGAAAUGGGGCAGUUAGAAUACAGUGGUAAAAAGCAAGAGUUCAGGGUGCUACAGGUGUUUGUGCACCGGCAACUGAUUCCAUGGAAGUAACAUGCAAGUAGAAACGUUGAUUGGAAGUUUUUCAAGUGGAGGAUUGAAAACAUUCAGAAUGGCUGGAAAUGUACUAGGAAUAUUAAGGGAAGUAUGUAAGAAGUCACGUAAAGCAGUGAGAGGCACUGAAGAGUUUCCAUGAUCAUUAAUAGUAAAGCGCAUUGUUGGGUGUGGUGCGAUUGUCUCCAUUUUGCAAGUGUGGAAACAGAUUCUGAGAGGGUAAGUGACUUGCCUGAGGUCAUAUAACUUGUAAGUGGGGAGCCAGGCUUUCAGCCACCUUUCAAACACCUCAGCAGGGUCUAUCAUAGUCAUUCUACCUAACAAUAGGCGUUCCUUAACUGUUACUAUCACAUCACUGUUUAUAUCCUAUGUGGCACUAAUCACAGCCUGUUUAUGUGUUGGUUCACUGUGUAUUGUCUGUUUUCCCUACUAGAUUGUAAGCUCCGUGAGGGCAGGGGUGAUAAUCUCAUUUCACUUGUACCCCAGAGCCUAACAUGGUGUGUGGUGCAUAGUCAGUGCUCAAUAAAUAUUUGUGAAUGAAGAAAUGGUGCAUAAUUUUGUAUUUGACUCAUACUGACAGUGGAAUCAUAUAAUAUCCGAGCAGCAGGCAGUUACCAAGAGGAAAACAAGGUGUAUCUUUAAGGCAGAUGGCAGAGAUGAAAGGCUAGGGAGAUUCAGCACACGGACCUAGCCUCCAAAGUUGCACAGGGACAAGGGCUGGGAAUGGG